AGGGCUGGGUGCGCCGGUGGCGUUGGUGAGGGACCCGUUUCCAUGGGAACAAACGAAUGCCUCGGGAGGGCGCGUGCGCAGACGGGGAGCAGGUUGUUGAACCGGCGAAAGGUGACGUCAAAGCGCACGGGGUGAGACGCAGGGCUCGGCACGUCAAAGCCCAGCGUCCUCGGCGGCCCGGGCGGCGGAGAGGCGCGCUCCCCGGCGGCGGUCACAGCACCCACAUGGACCCGGGCCACAGCCGGCCCCGCUAGGCCGCGGCCGGGCGGCGGGAGCUGACGUGCGGAGCCAGCGAGCCAGCGAGGUGCGGGGGCCGCGCCGCCCCUGGGGAGACCCUCUCCCGGGAACCGCCGGCGGCGGGACCGGUCCCGGCCCCGAGGCCCCGCCUCCCGAGCCUGGCGACUAAUCGGUUUGAGAGCGCGCGGGCCCGAGCCGCGAACUCUCCAAUUGCGGAGGGCGGCGGACACCGCCCAAUCCGGAGCAGACAGGUGCGAGGUCCGGGAGGAGGCGGCCAAUCAGCGGCGGUUGCGGCCUAGCGGGGCCGGCCUCGACCAAUGAGGAGGUCCGAGUGACAGCUCCGCGCGCCAAUCGGGAGUGAGAGAGCGGCUGAGCCUGUCCGCCCUUCCGGCCAGGGCUCUAUUUACUAGGGGCGUGAGGCCCGCCUGCCAAUCAGAGCGCGGCGGAGCGGCCCGGCAGCCAACCCCGGAGGAGCGGCCGGCGACGUCCGCCGCACCGAGAGUUGGGGAUGUCCUACAAGCCCAUCGCCCCCGCCCCCAGCAGCACCCCGGGCUCCAGCACCCCCGGGCCCGGCACCCCGGUCCCGACAGCCGGAAGCGUCCCCUCGCCGUCGGGCUCGGUGCCGGGAGCUGCGGCCCCUUUCCGACCGCUGUUUAACGACUUCGGGCCGCCCUCCAUGGGCUACGUGCAGGCGAUGAAGCCGCCUGGCGCCCAGGGCUCGCAGAGCACCUACACGGACUUGCUGUCGGUCAUAGAGGAGAUGGGCAAGGAGAUCCGGCCCACCUAUGCCGGCAGCAAGAGCGCCAUGGAGCGCCUGAAGAGAGGCAUCAUCCAUGCCCGGGCCCUAGUCAGAGAGUGCCUGGCGGAGACAGAGCGGAACGCCCGCACGUAACAGGAAGCACCUCCGCCUCGAGUCUGGACCUUUCCGGCCACUGCAGGGCACCGCUUCUCCCUGGCCUCCGCCCGAGUUGCACUUGCUGUCCGGUGUCCCCUGGUGGGUUCUGUCCGGGGACCAGGGUGGCCCUCCCUCGCUGGCAGCACUGGUGCGGAACCCCUGGGAUACUUAGCAGCGAGCUCACUGUGAGUCCCGCUCCCGAGCUGCCGUCAGCGCUGAUCCAACCGGAGCUUUCUUCCUCCUGCACUUAACCCAGGACUGCUCUCCCCUCUCCCCAGGCCCCUCCCCCGCAGGGCUUCAGAAGGCCUGCCGCCUCCCUGCCUUGUCUCCUGGGCCAUAGCCUCUUUUCUCAGUGUGUCUUUUGCUAAACAUGUCCUUUUUUGUAUAAAUAAAAGAUGAUUUGGAGUUGUUCUCUCA
Pipistrellus kuhlii (Kuhl's pipistrelle) is the source of this 1549-nucleotide messenger RNA. RefSeq names its product cyclin dependent kinase 2 associated protein 2 (gene CDK2AP2). Gene Ontology annotation, cellular component: microtubule; cytoplasm; nucleus. NCBI's taxonomy places the organism in Eukaryota, Metazoa, Chordata, Mammalia, Chiroptera, Vespertilionidae. The transcript is spliced from 4 exons. The record is from RefSeq and is a predicted model, not a curated record. The coding region runs from base 746 to 1129 and encodes 127 amino acids. Gene Ontology annotation, biological process: negative regulation of G1/S transition of mitotic cell cycle; regulation of microtubule cytoskeleton organization.